Messenger RNA from Acanthoscelides obtectus, 894 nucleotides. The record is from the annotation of a GenBank genome assembly. NCBI's taxonomy places the organism in Eukaryota, Metazoa, Arthropoda, Insecta, Coleoptera, Chrysomelidae.
AUGUCACGCCUUAGAUCUAUCAAGGAGGUCACCUGGGCUCUAUUCUAUAUAUUCGAUAAUUUCAGGAGCAAGUCCACAAACAAGCAAGCGCAGGAGGUGGGAACGACGCUACGCAUCAACUUGUUUUUAUUAGUGUGGGGUCUACGUAGAAUUCAAAAACAAGUGAGUGCAGCCCAAGGUCGGCGAACCAUUAGGUACUUCAUAGUAAGGAUCAUACAAUGUUGUCUUCUUCAAUUACCCAUAGUACAGAAGCGCUAUGUUCUGGAACGCAACAAACAGAUUUCCAAUCAUAAGCAAGAGGAAAACUUUUGUAAAAUAAAUCAAUUCCUAAAGCUUUUUGGAAAGCGAGGGGCAGCAAAUUUUAUCAAAGGGGGCAGAUCGCAAAGAUUCCUAAUAUUGCACACGGAUCCUGCGAUUGCAGCUUUAAGAGUGUGUCAGUGUGAAUCAUCUGAGGCUCAAGGCCAUCCAAAGAAUUCCAAAGAGCUACAGGAUGUGACGAGAUGGCUAGGAGGUCAGCACUUUCCACCUACUGAGGAACUUCAAGACAAUGUCAAUGCUCAUUUAAGUUCGCUGGCGGCAACAUUUUAUCGGAAAGCUUGUCCACAGACUACCCACCAUUUGGCGAUAAUGGGAUUGGAAAAGGUGCGGUAUUUUCUUACAUCUUGGAAUACUGUAUUUUUUAAGAAACUAUUUGCUUUAAGGCUCCCUAGGACCCAGCGCGACCUUGAGAAUAGUAUCAAAAUGUGCGUUCCCGAGUCAGUCCAGAGGCGUGUCUUAAGUUCCCUUUCUGCUUCCACCAGUAAGCAAAAGAAGGGAAUUGUGAAUGUCAAAACAUCGGAAUUAGGCAGCACGGCGGCGAGACUGCUGUUUCCGAGUCCUCCUUUGAUACUAUAA